Auxenochlorella protothecoides is the source of this 1395-nucleotide messenger RNA. RefSeq names its product Fructose-1,6-bisphosphatase, chloroplastic. Gene Ontology annotation, molecular function: protein binding; fructose 1,6-bisphosphate 1-phosphatase activity. NCBI's taxonomy places the organism in Eukaryota, Viridiplantae, Chlorophyta, Trebouxiophyceae, Chlorellales, Chlorellaceae. The record is from RefSeq and is a predicted model, not a curated record. The transcript is spliced from 8 exons. The coding region runs from base 1 to 1395 and encodes 464 amino acids.
AUGACGAUUACUCGGGACAUGGCCCCCGCGGGGGAGCUGUGCACCCCGGACCGCACCAUAGCGUUCCCGUCUACCAUCCAGCAUUGGCAGCUGCGGGACCUGCUGCACUGCCCCGAGCGUGAGCAUGAGCUGUACUGCACCAACAGGCACUACACGCUCAAGGGUCCCGCCCGCCCGUCCAAGCACCAGCGCCCGAGGUCCUUCUCCGUCAACGGCACCUCCAAGCUGUCUGAGAGGGAGACCGCGGGCAGCACCAAGGACGCCAGCCCCUUCACCGUGGGCCGCCUCUUCACGCUCACCACCUGGCUGCUGGAGCAGGAGAAGCGGGAGGUGAUCGACUCGGAGGUGGCCAUCGUCAUCUCCUCCAUCGCCCUGGCCUGCAAGCAGAUCGCGUCCCUGGUCAACCGGGCGGGGAUCAGCAACCUGACGGGGCUGGCUGGCGCUGCCAAUCAGUCUGGGGAGGAUCAGAAGAAGCUGGAUGUCGUGGCCAACGAUGUUUUUGCAAACUGCCUGAGAUCCACGGGCCGCAUCGGAACGCUGGCAUCUGAGGAGGAGGAUGUGCCGGUGUCAGUGGAGGGCUCCUACUCCGGGGACUACAUCGUGGUGUUUGAUCCUCUGGACGGCUCAUCCAACAUCGACGCCGGUGGGUCGAGGGUGCUGGUGCAGGACCUGCACUUCGAGCCCACCUCCCUGGCGGUGCGCGGCGAGAUUGCGUACAAGGGCGACUGCGGCGGCUCGGUGAACAACGCGCUGCACUUUGCGCGGGACGCCAGCGGCCAGGUGCGGCUGUUCGUGGCCAACAACGACGAGAGCAUCAAGAUCUUCGGCCUGCCCCACGGCCGCCUGCUGGCCUCCGUGGAUUGCCCCACCUCGAUCAACUACUGCGCGCUCAGCCCCUGCGCGCGGCACCUGCUGGCGGUGGGCGACAACCGCGGGACCUACCUCUACGCCGCCCGCCCCUCGGGCUACUGGCAGGCCAAGAGCUGGGUGGAGGCCGGGGACGCGGGCAUGGGCUGUGCCUGGUCGCCCUCGGGGUCCCUGUUUGCCGCUGUCAGCCAGGACGGACUGUGCUGCGUAUGGGACCACAGGUCGCAGGGCGUCGUCGUUCGCUACAUGACGCCCCUGGCAUGUCGCAACGUCAAGUUUGCGCCGGCGCCCCUGGACCUCAUGGCCUUCACCGAGCACCGGGGCCGAACCCACCUGGUGGACAUGCGCAUGUGGGGCCGGCACCAGGUGCUGCACCUGGGGUCCGGCCCCGGCCACGACCCGGAGAUCUCGGGCCUGGCCUUCUCGCCCUCAGGCCAGAGCCUGUACGUGGGCCUGCCGGAGGGCAUCGCCCGCUUCGCCAUCGACGCCCAGUCCCGCUUCUCCUUCCCCGCCGCGGAGGUGUGCUGA